UUCAUAAUACUGGCAGAGGCGCUGCGAGCGCUGGACGGGAAACGGUUCAUCUCGCAGAGUUCCGAUUAUGAGUUUGCGGAUCUAUAUCCAAUAUUACAUGAGCGGCUGACUAUGCGAUAUGGCCGCACAAGGACUUUUGAGCAGCGUGUUCUCAUGCUCGCUAAGCCCCAAAAGAAUUUCCAAUAAGAAACUGAGGCAGACCAGGAGUUUGGAUUCGACUUUGAUGCGGCACUGUGGUACCGAGGUUGAGGAGAGUUCGUUUAGGGGUGACAUCACCUGGAAUACAUCUUUGGGACCCAGCAUUUCCCUAAAGCCAGUCCCACUGCAGAGCCUCUCAGAACUGGAGAGGGUCCGCCUUCAGGACGUUGCCUUCAGGCGACUGAUUCGGUGUCACGACCUCGGCUGCCAUAUCACCAUUCCAAAAUAUGGCCACAAGCACAAGAAGUCUCUUAGGAAGAAGUUGGAUUCGUUAUCUAAGGAAAAGAGCAGAGACAAAGAGACUUUGCCGCAGGCGUUUGGCAUACCGCUGUCGCACGUCAUAACCAACGACCGCGUGCACAAGCUCCGGCACGAACACCAGCGGGAGGAGCAGAGUAACACUACCGAACUGAUGCUAUCCUUCCUUCACCUGUCCUCUGGCUUCAAACGGCCUAACAAGGAGCUCUCCAGCAGCAACUCCUCUCUGAGCUCCACCCCAGAGAGCCAUAACGAUUCUCCACUCCCCAGCACGCCAGACAUAGCCUCAUGGACAUCCAGGAGGGGAGGAGUGUCUGUGGAUUGCAUCACUGACCUCGAUGAUAACCAGGCUCGGCUGUUGGAGGCCCUUCAGCUGUCUGUGCCAGAUGAGGCAGCCGGGAACAGGAAGAAACCCCGUGACAAAAAGCUCAGCCUGAACCCUAUUUACAGACAGGUGCCGAGGAUAGUUGAUCUCUGCUGCCAACACUUGGAAAAAAAUGGCUUGCAGACAGUAGGAAUUUUCCGCGUCGGGAGUUCCAAAAAGAGAGUACGACAGCUCCGUGAGGAGUUUGAUCAAGGCUGGGAAGUGCACCUUAGCGAUGAGCACUGCGUCCACGACGUCGCUGCUUUGUUGAAGAAGUUCCUCAGAGACCUGCCUGACCCGCUGCUGACAAGAGAACUGUACACAGCUUUCAUCCACACUAUGCUGCUGGAUUAUUCCAAACAACAGAGUGCCAUCCAGCUCCUCAUAUUUCUGCUUCCUCCCUCUAAUAGCGACACGCUGCAGCGCAUCCUCAGCUUAUUGUCCACUGUGUCCUCACAUGCUGAAGACAGCCUGGACACAGAAAGACGAAAGAUCCCAGGAAACAAGAUGACUUCACGCAAUUUAGCCACAAUCCUUGGUCCCAACUUGUUACACAAGCAAAAGAGCUCAGACAAAGAGUUUUCUGUCCAGAGUUUUGCCCAUGCAGAGGAGAGUUCAGCCAUCAUCAGUGUUGUCCAAAGGAUGAUCGAUGCUUAUGAUAUGCUGUUUAUGGUUCCUGCAGAUCUUCAGAAUGAGGUGCUGAUUAGCUUGCUUGAAACGGAUUCUGAUGUUGUCGAAUACCUGCUGCGAAGAAGGGCCUCUCAGUGCUCGGAGUCAGGCAUUCUGAGACCAGAAGAUUCAUUUUCUCUGACAGAGAGUUGCAUGUCUAGUGACUCCCUCAAAGCGUCCAGCGGAGAGGUGUCUCCUUAUGACAAUAACUCUCCUGUGCUGUCAGAUCGACUGCUACUUAAGGACACAGAGCACAGCAGUUUGAACUCAGACAGAGAUCCCAUACGCCCUAGGCAGUACAAACUAAGUGACCGUUCCAAAGAUGGAUCAGGAAGCGCUUCACCAACCCUCUCCGCUGACAAAGAUGCCUCGGCUGAUUGUUUCUGGGACACCUGGCAUGAGCUUUUUGGGAAGGAUUUUAUUAGCCAUCACAUUACUGGCUCCCUUGGAGAUGCCUCAGAAUGUGACUCGUAUGGAUCGUCGGAGGGACUGAGCAGUCACCAAGGCAACAACAAGCUGCCCGUCAGAGCGACACAAACACCAUUGGGCGUUUUGGAGAACAGGCCACACCUCCCAGUGACUUGCAGCAGCAGUGGUUCUCCUGGCCACAGAGAGCAGAGGCAGCCAGAAUCAUUGUUACAUCAGUCACUGAGCAGCCAAUCAGGGGCUGUUACCCCAGACAGCUCAGUACAAAGGACAGGACGCCCUACAUGUCCAUUAUUUAUGGACAGAACAGAGGUUUCGUCUCCUUGUCUGUGUGCUGGAUCUGUUUGGGAAACUUCAGUUGCUCCUUGCCCAGUCUCUGUUUUCAACCAUCAGCCCGACGCCCAGACGUCGCUGCUCCCCCAGCAGAACCCGCCCGCCCUUCAGACUGCAGGUCCAACAGAGAGGAAAACGGGCUCUGAUUGCUCAAACCUACAGACAGAAAAGUGGCACGUCUGGCAGAUGAUGUCAAGUAAAAAUCCAGAAACCUUCCCAGAAAGUUUGGUGUAAUUCUCAUUUCAGCAACAUUAGACUAUGUUAUGAAUGUUUAUUUAUACUUUAUUUUUAAAAAUAAAAUAAAAAAAUCAGCCUAA
This is a messenger RNA of Poecilia reticulata (guppy), 2565 nucleotides long. Its product is annotated as rho GTPase-activating protein 6. Gene Ontology annotation, biological process: signal transduction. Lineage: Eukaryota; Metazoa; Chordata; Actinopteri; Cyprinodontiformes; Poeciliidae. The record is from RefSeq and is a predicted model, not a curated record.